CUCAAAAGUGAAAACUGAUGAGAAACUAGAGUCACAUCGUCUUUUGGAUUGCAGAAGACGGAGCAGCAAGAGCAGAGCAGAAUUCCCAGCAAUGGCAUUUAACAAACUCUUCAUCGUUGCCAUAUGUUGUCUUUGCUGUCUGACUGUGGCACUUGCAGACAGCACUGUGUCUUGCUACAGGAUCGAACCCGGCACGAUAGCGGGCAUCAUCUGUGCAGAUGUGCUGCUGACCCUCAUCAUCGUCGCCGCCACCUACAGAUGUGCCAGCUUUCGGCGUCAGAAGAUAGACAAUGCUAACAAAGUGUACAUGAAUGUCCGGGACUACUGCAAGAGCUAAUCUAAAGGUGGUGCAGUGAAUCAUAGAAUUCUGUUCAAAAUUUUUGAUCCAAUCUUUUUUUAAAAUUCUGCAAAAAAAAAAUGCAAAUUGUUCUGAAAAAAAUAAUUUUAUAUUAAAUUCUUCUGAAACCAACCCAUGUUAAGUUUCUUACACAUAUUUAGAUAUCUUUACACUGACAAUGAUAAGAACAAUUCUCAAUUCGUAGAAACAAUUCGGCAAAAAAAAAAAGCUAUUACAUAGCAUUGAAGCACAACAAAUGAUUUAUUGUGCCAAAUAAAAGGCUUUGAACUCCUAUUAAAAGCCUUUUUACACCAAGUCACAAUGUGGAUUCUGCUUGCAGUUCUAUUAAAAACUUUAAAGAGACUUUAAAAAGAAACUUUAAAAAAAAUAUCUUUGAUGGCACAGUUAAAACACAACAAGGCACCCUCUGCAGCUGGUAUUUGCUAGCUUAAUAUCUAGACAAGUAUCUUAAUCCGUUGAACCACAAGCAAUUUCUGGGGAUUUUUGGUUCUUGUCACAUUAUCACAAACUGUGGGUUGUUUUUUCACGGCAAUGUAAAGUCCUCCACCUCCAUGGAAACAGCACAGCUGUGGCUAGAAGUAGAGAAAACUCAGAAAUGCCUUCUACGCAGUAUGAUCCAGUUAUAAUGCCAUAAAUUAUAAGUUUAUAAAACAAAAACGAAACACAAGAAAGCUGAAUUUCUUUGAUUUUUUGUUUAAAUGGAAUCAACAUGUUCACCAUUUUUUCUAUGAAUGAACUAUUUACAUUUGUAAUUACUUUCUGUACUUAUAUACUAUCUGCUCCAUGUUAACACGCAGUUAAGCUGGAAACUCUGAAUUUUUGUUACGUGACUGUUGGAAUUUUUGCUAUUUUAUAGGAUCUAUGGGUCAGUUUAGAACCAAUUUUAUUUUCUUUAUACAUUCUUCUGCUUAUUCUUAAACAUUGCGUUUCUUUGCAUUUUAAUGCUGAUGACAUGCAAGUAUAUCUUCCUUUGAUCCUUCAAUCCUGGUAGGCUGAGUUCUCUUAAUAACUACUUUUGUGAAGUCAAAAAUUAUAUGGCAAUGUUUUUUAUUCAGCUGUUAAAACAGAAAUUCUUGUUUUUUAAAUUGUCGUAAAUGUUAAAACUGAUUCUGGCACCAGAUGAUACUCUAGUAAUCUCACUUUUGAGCACAAAGCCACAUUUUUAGCAUCAUAUCUUACAUUUUAAAGACACAGACAUCAUUUUAUUUAUCUUAUAGUGUAACAGCUUUUUUUACCUGUCUGAAUCAAACAUCUGUUGAUUGACUCCAGACUGUACAGAACUCAGCUGUCACAUUUUUUUUAACCAGAACCAAGAGACGUGACCAUACUGCUGUUUCUGCCUCUUUACACUGGCUCUCAGUGUGUUUGAAAAUAGAUUUUAAGAUUUUACUGAUUACUUAUAAGGCCCUUUACAGGAUCUACCCAGCUUUAUCUCUGAUCUCUUAGCAACGUGUGCACAUACGUACACAGAGGUGUUUUCCAUUUGCUCUGGAGCAAACUGCCCGAGGAAAUGAGGUCAACUGGUUCAGUCGCCUCUUAUAAGUCUCUUGUCUGUUCUUUAAACGUAUAUUUAUCAGAGAACCCAUCCUACUUUCACUUGCUUUUUAAUUUCCUUUGGAGGAUCUGUUUUUUUUAUCUUUUAUUAUGUUUUUACCUUUAAUCUUACUAUGUAGAUGUUUAUGGUUUCAAGAGCUUUACUGAUGUAAGAUAUGUAAUGAAGCACAAUCAAAGAGUGAAGCUGAAUUAAAUUGACAUUUUCUGCUUGAACACAUGAAUAAAGUGCAGCUAAUUGUCAGGAUAAA
This is a messenger RNA of Amphiprion ocellaris (clown anemonefish), 2160 nucleotides long. RefSeq names its product hematopoietic cell signal transducer (gene hcst). The transcript has 5 exons. Gene Ontology annotation, cellular component: membrane. Gene Ontology annotation, biological process: regulation of immune response; positive regulation of phosphatidylinositol 3-kinase/protein kinase B signal transduction. Gene Ontology annotation, molecular function: signaling receptor binding; phosphatidylinositol 3-kinase binding. The record is from RefSeq and is a predicted model, not a curated record. Bases 92 to 337 code for a protein of 81 amino acids. Lineage: Eukaryota; Metazoa; Chordata; Actinopteri; Pomacentridae.